Messenger RNA from Miniopterus natalensis, 2955 nucleotides. NCBI's taxonomy places the organism in Eukaryota, Metazoa, Chordata, Mammalia, Chiroptera, Miniopteridae. The record is from RefSeq and is a predicted model, not a curated record.
UCUCCCCCUCCCCAGGUAGGUGUGAGGAGCCCCACCUGGGCCGAAGUGUGCAGAGGAUGGGAACACUCCCCCGGCAAUGUCUCUGGGCCGCCUCCUUCGCCGGGCCUCCUCCAGAGCCUCAGACCUCCUGACCCUCUCCCCGAGUGGUGGCGGCCCGCCCCCCUCGGUCCUGGAUGGGGAGAUCAUCUACUCCAAGAACAAUGUCUGUGUGCACCCGCCCGAGGGGCUGCAGGGGCUGGGGGAGCACCACCCAGGCUACCUGUGCCUGUACCUGGAGAAGGAGGAGCUGCUGGGGGCAACCCUCAUCCUCGCGUGGGUCCCCAACUCUCGGAUCCAGAGGCGGGAUGAAGAGGCGCUCCGCUACAUCACCCCCGAGAGCUCCCCCGCGCGCAAGGUGCCCCGUCCGCGGGGCCGGCGCGCCCAGAGCUCGGGCGCCCCCCUCCAGGUCUCCCCCACCGAGCCGAGGCCCACGCUGAUCCCCAGAGAGGAGGGCAUCCUGGUGGUGGCCCAGAGCCUCCAGGACACCGUGCAUGUCAGCCCUUCGCCCGAGGAUGGGGAGAAGCUGGUGCAGGGCCUGGGGACCGACAGCCCCCUCCCGGCCUUGCAGCCGGCCCACAGCGACUCCGGGAUCUUGUCCACGGUCAGUUCUCAAGAUGGGACCGAGGAGGGGCGGGAGCCGCGGCCCGAGGCCGGCGAAGAGGAGGGCUCCCUGGAGCUUUCGGCCGAGGUGAGCAGGGACAGCUCCUUCGACUCGGACUCGGACGCCUUCUCCUCCCCCUCCUGCCUGUCGCCCGUCAGCGCCGCCCUGGCGGAGAGCAGCAGCUCCGUGUUCCUGGAGGGCGAGAGCGGGUCCCCCUCCAGCGUGGAUGCCCACCUGCAGUUCUCGGACAGCAACGGCCUCCUGCAGACCCCACGCUGGGACGAGCCACUGAGGGUGCGGGCCCUGGAGCAGAUCUGUGGCGUGUUCCGCGUGGACCUGGGACACAUGCGCUCCCUGCGGCUUUUCUUCAGCGACGAGGCCUGCACCAGCGGCCAGCUGGUCGUCGCCAGCCGGGAGAGUCAGUACAAGGUCUUCCACUUCCACCACGGCGGCCUGGACAAGCUGGCGGACGUGUUCCAGCGCUGGAAGUACUGCGCCGAGACCGGCCUGCAGGGCCAGCAGGUCGCCGACGAGAAGACCUGCAUGAAGUUCUCCAUCCGGCGUCCCAAACUGCCCUCCUCCGAGACGCACCCCGAGGAGAGCAUGUACCGCCGCCUGGACGUGUCCGCCUGGCUGCGGCACCUCAACGAGCUGGGCCAGGUGGAGGAAGAGUACAAGCUGCGCAAGGCCAUUUUCUUCGGCGGCAUCGACGUGUCCAUCCGAGGGGAGGUCUGGCCCUUCCUGCUGCGUUACUACAGCCACGAGUCCACGUCGGAGGAGAGGGAGGCGCUGCGGGCGCGGAAGCGGAAGGAAUACGAGGAGAUCCAGCAGAGAAGGCUCUCCAUGACCCCCGAGGAGCACAGGGCGUUCUGGCGCAACGUGCAGUUCACCGUGGACAAGGACGUGGUCCGGACGGAUCGCAGCAACCAGUUCUUCCGAGGCGAAGGCAACCCGAACGUGGAGACCAUGAGGAGGAUCCUGCUGAACUACGCGGUGUACAACCCGGCCAUCGGCUACUCCCAGGGCAUGUCGGACCUGGUGGCACCCAUCCUGGCCGAGGUCCUGGACGAAUCAGACACCUUCUGGUGCUUUGUGGGCCUGAUGCAGAACACGAUCUUUGUCAGUUCUCCCCGGGACGAGGUCAUGGAGAAGCAGCUGCUGUACCUGCGGGAGCUGCUGCGGCUGACGCACCUGCGCUUCUACCAGCACCUGGUCUCGCUGGGCGAGGACGGCCUGCAGAUGCUCUUCUGCCACCGCUGGCUGCUGCUGUGCUUCAAGCGCGAGUUCCCCGAGGCCGAGGCCCUGCGCAUCUGGGAGGCCUGCUGGGCCCACUACCAGACGGACUACUUCCACCUGUUCAUCUGCGUGGCCAUCGUGGCCAUCUACGGGGAUGACGUCAUUGAGCAGCAGCUGGCCACCGACCAGAUGCUCCUGCACUUUGGAAACUUGGCCAUGCAUAUGAACGGGGAGCUGGUGCUCAGGAAGGCCCGGAGUCUGCUGCACCAGUUCCGCCUCCGGCCCCGCAUCCCCUGCAGCCUGCACGACCUGUGCCAGCUGUGCGGGAGCGGCAUGUGGGACAGCGGGUACAUGCCCGCCGUGGAGUGCGCGGGCCACCGCCCGGGGUCGGAGAGCUGCCCCUACGGGGGCACAGCGGAGAUGCCCUCGCCCACGCCCCCCGGAGAACGCAAGAAGGGCCCAAAGACACCCCGGGAAGGCUUUGGUUUCCGCAGAUAGGUCGGCUCCCUGCGCGGGGCCAGGGUGGAGGGGACCUCGCGCUGGCCCCAGCACGUGGGAGGGGGUGGGCGUGGGCAUGGCCGGGACAGGGAAUGGCCAAUGCCUUUGGGCGACGUGAAGGGAACAUUUCACAUUAACUAGGAAAGCAGAGCCUGGAAGGGAGAGAAGAAAGUCCCGCCAGUCACCCAGAGAAGGGUCAGCUCCCGGACGGUGGGCCGGGAACACGCAGGCCCUGCCCCUGGAGACAGGCCGCCGGCGUCUGGGCGGCCUCCCUCCGAUGCACCCCAGCAAGGCCCCGAUUUCCUCCCGCUUGGGUCGCAAACGCAGGGCAUGGCCAGACGUCGGGGGGCGGAGAGAGGAAAAGCGGGUCUAGUCACGCCCCAACACCUGGGGAGGCAGGGCAGAAGGGGGGCCCAUCCAGGCCCAGAGGCAUCUCUGCGAGCGAGCGGGACACAGUCCUUAGCAGACCUCAUCUCAGCCAGCCGGCCGCUUCCCACAGCCGCUCCCGCCACAGCUGCAACGCGGACGAGAAGCCAUCUGCCCCCCAAAAAGAAAAAAAUCACCCCACUGAUUUCAGGAAA